AUGGCAUCACAAGGAUUUUCGUUUCCUCCGCCGCCUCCGCCACCUCCACAGCAGCAGCAGCAACAACAACACCAACAGGCGCCGGGAUAUGCGAAUGCUGCUCCGCCCUACGGAAAUUACAAUGGAUAUCCCCAACGAGGCGGCUACCGAGGCGGCGGCAAUUUCAAUCGAGGGCGCGGUCGCGGUGGCAUGAACCGGGGAGGCCGCGCAGGAGGAGGAGGCUAUCCAAACAACUAUCACAGCCAGCAGCCCGGCGGUGGCGGCGGCGGCGGUGGUGGUUAUAAUGGAUAUUCCCCCGCAUCAUCUGUUCCUGCGCAGUCUCCGGUGACAGCAUCAAAUUAUUAUGCGAAUACCGCACAUCCACCGUCGCAACCGUACGCUUCCGCCGCGCAGGCGUAUCCUCCUCGUACACCAGCUUCAUCGUACCAUCGAGCAAGCUACGAUGGGAGACAUAGGGCGGAUUCGGCUGCUGCUCAAGCAAUGGGCUAUGGAAACAAUAACAUGCCGGCUACGCAAGCUCAGCCAGGAGCUCCUCCCACGAUGGUAGCGCCUCCAAUGCGCUGGGGAUACGAUAGUACGGGGACUGGCGGAUUUUAUCCUGGCCCUACAAACGGGACUGGCUACAAUACGCAGCAGUCUUACCAGGGACACGUCCAUGGAAAUGUACAGGGAAGCGCCGGCUACAAAAACAACGGACACAAGCGCACUUUUUCGUCGAGUUUUGAGAAACCAACAUCCACUGUUCCGCGCGCGCCAGCUGCGCCUGCAGUGCCGAGCUUUGGAGUCCCCUUGCCGGCGAAACCGCCACAACCGACAGACGCCGCGUCCAAGAAGACGUCUAAUAAGAAGAAAAAACGAAAGUUCAAUCAGCUUGGCCUCACGCCAAAGACUGAAGAGCACGAGUCAAGUGGUGAAGAAGAAGACGUGGACGAAGAAGCUCGCUUUGUCUCGGCGGCAAAUCCAGGAGGAUCUCUAGAGUUCACGUUUCGCGGACGCACGUCGACCCUGAACUCGACAGCAGACAUUCAAGCAUGGAUCGCAGAACGCAAGAAACGAUUCCCGACACAGGCUCGAGUGGAGGAAAAGAAGAAAGCGCAGGAAGAAACUCGAAAACAAAGAGACCUACAACGUGACGAAGCGCGAAGGAAACAACAAGAAGCAAGGGAACGGAACAAAACUGAAUCAAAAGAGGUGGGAGAGCAGGGGGUCGAUCCCAUGGAUGCGGCUCUCAAGGCCAAAGAGAGAGCGGCCAGGCUGCGCAAAAAGCUAUUGAAAGAAGAGAGGCGGCUGCAAAAGGCAGAGGCCGAUGCCGAGCGAGCACGGCUUAUGGCAGAGGCAUCACAAAGAGGCCAGGAAGUGGAUAACCGAGACACGAAAGACGCUGUUGUUCAAGGUGGCACAACAAAAGAUCCAUCAUCGACAGAGCCGCUGGCGUCAUCACCGGCGCAGGGCGAUCACCAAGAGGAGUCUAUCGGGUCGGGUCCAUCCGACGACACCGACAUCAGCGACGAUGCGCCAGAAGAAGUAUCCUCGCGUCGGGAUGGCCCUGAGCGAGUGCCUCCACCUCCGCGAGGAAUUGACGCGAAGCAAAAGAAACCGUGCCACAAUUUCCAGCGCAGAGGCCGGUGUCCGCGGGGCGAUCGGUGUCGAUACUCACAUGAGGUUUCUGGGCUUCCUGGGCCAGGCGAUAAACUCCGGUCUGAUACCACUACAAAGCGUCCUGUCCGGAGGGGACUGUUUCAGAUGCUUGUAAGUCAGGAGAUGGAGGCAAGAGACGGGCAGGUGAUGCAGGCCAUUUCCUGGCUGGGAUCGCAGGGGCUUCUUGAGAGCCGUAGUAAUAUCGCUGAGCCUGCGUCUGCGUCGACGUGA
Talaromyces rugulosus is the source of this 1869-nucleotide messenger RNA. RefSeq lists its product as uncharacterized. Gene Ontology annotation, biological process: box C/D snoRNP assembly. Bases 1 to 1869 code for a protein of 622 amino acids. Gene Ontology annotation, molecular function: RNA binding; metal ion binding. The transcript has 2 exons. NCBI's taxonomy places the organism in Eukaryota, Fungi, Ascomycota, Eurotiomycetes, Eurotiales, Trichocomaceae. Gene Ontology annotation, cellular component: nucleus. The record is from RefSeq and is a predicted model, not a curated record.